AUGGCUACCAAGCGUUCCACUCCUCUAGAUGAUCCUCCAUCUGCUUCCUCCGAUGACGAGGAAACUGAGGAUGAACAAGAACAGCAUGCUAUCACCCAUAAAGCAAACGCAGAAUCAUUAUCAUCUGAAGAAGAAGAGGAAGAAGAAUCGGACGAAGAAACCAUUGGCGCUGUGAAACAUCCCUAUGGAAAACCCACAAUCCAAAACCCAAACUCAAAAACACGGGAAUCGUCAUCUGAAGAAGAAUCAGUAUCAGAUUCGGAAGAAGAAAUGCCUACUCCCUUGAAAACUUCGAUCGUAAAACGACAAACCCUACCCACUAAAUCAUCUUCUACCUUAGACUCCAAUUCCGAAUUGAGAUCGCCUACCGCUCCAGAUAUUGCCGUCAUGCCUUCCAAAAAGAUAAAUACUUUACCAACCCCUGAGAAGAUACCCAUUUCAAAACGCCCUUCUUCUGAAUCUGAUAUGAAGGACAAAAAGAAAGUCAAACUCUCAAAUGGGGAUGCUGAUGAUGAAAAGAAGUCGGUAAAUAAAAGGGUUUGGAGCGAUGACGAUGAAAUUUUGUUACUGCAAGGAUUUAUUGAUUAUCAAUCCAUAAAAGGUUGUUCUCCCUUAUCCGAUAUGGAUGGAUUUUAUCAAUUCACCAUGGAUUUGCUACCUGGAAAUGCUACAAAGAGCCAAUUGUAUGAGAAAAUUCGGAGAUUGAAGAAGAAAUUCCGAGUCAACUCUGAAAAAGCGAGCAGUAAUGGCGAAGAUCCUGUAUUUCCUAAGCCCCAUGAACGCAAGCUGUUCGAGGUCUCAAAGAAGAUAUGGGGAAUUAAUGGGUGUGAGAGUGUGAGUGCGAGUGCUUCUGCUGGUGGAUCCAAUCCAAAACCUAAAACCAAACCCGUGAAAGUUAUUCCCAAAAUGGAAGUGAAAGAGGAAGAUGAAGAUGAUAAAACAACGAUCGCUAAAGUUGAAGAUUUUGAGACAUUGUAUCCAUAUUGGAGCGUUGCAUUAAACUCAGAAUGUUCAUCAUCUUUCAGAUUUCCUACAGGUGUUGUGGCUUUAAUCAAGGAAAAUUUGAGUUUGAUUGGGGAAGCAAAAGCAAAAGAAAUGAAUGAGAAAUGGGAGGCAGUUUUUGACAAUGAAGCUGUGUUAAGAAGGAGAAGAAUCGCAUUGCUAAGUAGCGUAAAUGAUUUGGAAACAACAUCUUUAGGUAAAUGA
Messenger RNA from Lactuca saligna, 1206 nucleotides. The record is from the annotation of a GenBank genome assembly. NCBI's taxonomy places the organism in Eukaryota, Viridiplantae, Streptophyta, Magnoliopsida, Asterales, Asteraceae.